AUGCGCGACGAACGCCCCGCGCGCGGGCGCGAGCGCGACACCCGAGGGCGUGGACGCGCGCUCGUCGGACGCGGCGUCGGACGAAGCGUCGGAGGAAGUGGGAGCGCGCACGCGUCGGCGCAUCGCGGGAUCGUCGCGGCGCGCGAGGCGAAACCGAGCGUGCCGAGACCCGUGGUGUUGCCGAGCGUGCGGGCGGAGACGGGGACGAGCGUGGACGCGCGCGCGGUCGUUGACGCUCGACGGACCUGGGGUGGGGUCGGGCGUGGACGCGGUGGUGGACGAGGGGUGGACGGCGGACGCGGAACGACGCGGGCGGAUGAGGGCGGCGGCGCGAGAGACGGAGACGGCGACGUCGACGUCGAUGCGAAUGGUGGGGUGAAGAGGGAGCUCGCGUUGGCGGGUGCGACGUGGGCGCGACGAGACGCGUUCGAGCGCGAGGGGUCGUCCGGGGCGGGACUUGGGGGGAAAUCGGGCGACGCGCGGGAGUAUCCGGCGCUCGGACGCCGGAGCGGAGAGCGAGGCGACGGCGCGGGCGAUCACGGGCGCGAGGACGAUCGUGGGAUCGGAUCGGAGAUUGUGAGAGAUGUCAGAUUAUACGCCGGCGACGACGGAGGGGCGCGACGGAGCAGACGAGAAGAUGAGGACGAGCGGUACGUCGGACCGUCGCCGGCGGAGAGUCGCGGACGAGGCGGCGGCGGACGCACGUUCGCACCGCGCGCGCUCUUUCGACCGCGAAGUGGCGACGGUGAUGGUUGCGACGAUAAUGAUGUGAUCCCGGGGAUGGAAGACGACGACUCGCGUCGCAGACGCGACGAGGUGAGAGAGGAGAACGGCGAGACGGAUGAAGCCGUCUCCGCCGCGCGCGUGGCGUACGAGGAGGAGAUACGCCGCAUCAUGGACGAGCGCGCGGGACAUUCCACCGAUGUCGGCGACGAAGAGUCGAGCGCGGCGAUGAAUACGUCUCCGGAGCGCAGAGGGUACGAUCCGAUGGCGCCGCCAAAGGUCCUCAUCAAACCGUCGGCUCUCGCGUCCGCGGGAGAGGACGCGCGCUCGGAACUGACGGUUGCCGCAGCGCCUGCCAGAGUGGAGCGAAACGUGGACACUCCUGGAAGUGAUCUGCUGCAGUCCCGAGGCGCGGGUGCGCCGGUGGUUCUACGACGUCCAACACCUCCGGCGCAACCCGAACCGGCGGUCCUGAAGCCGGAAACCGUCGUCGUUCUCAAAAGCGCCGUCGAAGCCGAUGAUAAGGGUAGGAAGAAAAGAGGAGGGAAGAAAGUUCGCGAGCGUGAAGAGCGCCGUGCGUCUCGCGCGGUGAAGGAGUCCACCGCGGUGCACACCAAACGAGGCGCCGCCUCGGGAGUAUCAAGAGCAGCUGAGAGCGACACGAAAGCGUACGCCGGUGGUGCGUACGUUGCGCACCCGGGGAUAUACGCCGUGCCGUUCUCUGACGCCACCGGUGGAUUGUACGCGCCGUUCACUCCGGGCUAUCCCGCUGGAUACGUCACGAGCGGAUACUACGGCUUCCAGUCCGCGCAAUCGUGGACUUCGGCGGAAUCCGCGACGAGCGACGGGAUGCCGUACCCGUACAUCGCGCCUCCUGUGACCGUUCCCGCAAAUGCACCGUUUGAUAUCAACGCCACGGGCACGUACGGCGCUUCCGCGGCCGAGCCCACGGAGUCGGUCGUGAACCACCUGACGAAGCGUCUGGAUAAUCUCCCGACGAGCCUCGGCGCCGAGUUUGGAUCGACGGAUGACUUGUCGGCGUUCGCGGACGAGUACCGAUUAGAGCAUGCGCGUUCAAGCGGAUCUCCGCUCGCCGCUCGCGGGCACCGAUACGACCCAUCCCAACAACAACAGCACGCGCAGAAUAUGCGCGCGCAAAGACAAGAGGUAGAGCGUAACAGACGCCGCCGACAGCGCCCGACGCAGAAACGCGACGCGACGACGAGCGCGUGA
This is a messenger RNA of Ostreococcus tauri, 1956 nucleotides long. Its product is annotated as unnamed product. Lineage: Eukaryota; Viridiplantae; Chlorophyta; Mamiellophyceae; Mamiellales; Bathycoccaceae. The record is from RefSeq and is a predicted model, not a curated record. The transcript has a single exon. Bases 1 to 1956 code for a protein of 651 amino acids.